Cladocopium goreaui is the source of this 1980-nucleotide messenger RNA. Lineage: Eukaryota; Dinophyceae; Suessiales; Symbiodiniaceae. The record is from the annotation of a GenBank genome assembly.
AUGUCUCUGAUGCAACGCCGACGAGCAGCUGAUGGGGUCGAUGGUGGAGGAGAUGCAGCAGAUGAAAGGACUGCUGACCAAAUGAUGGCAGACCUGAUGGAGGACCUGAACAACUCCUCCACCGCAGUGAGGUCAGUGCGGGUGUUGGAAGGUGGAGCCCAAGAGGUGGUCGUGGCUGGAGCUGGUGGCCCACAGCCGUGCUUCGACAAGCUGCUGAAGUUCUUCGGACUGGGGUGCAGCUGCAGUGGCAGGCUGCUCCGCCGGCUGCUCUGGUGGAUGCAGGAAGGCGACCUGAACAUCUUCCAGGGGGCCAACAACAAGCUGAAUGAGCUGGAGGCAUGGAUCCAGGUGAAGGCCAACGAGGCGAUCAGAGAGCUCAAGGGGUUGGUGACGGAGGUCUAUUGGGUCCUCUUGCACUUCUUGCCGGCGGCUUGGAGCCAUUGGUGCUUCGACCUGAAGGUCUACCCCCUGCUCCACAAGGAGAUCCUGUGGUUUUGGGUCCCGCUGGACCGCAUGGAGGUGCUGAUCAACAAGGGCAUCCUUCUGCACUGGUGCAACGUGCUGGACAUCAACCUGGCUCUGGUCAACUUCUUCGGCAUCCUUCUGAUCCUCAUUGGGGUACAAGCCGUGAUGAGGACACCAGAUGGUGUUGGGGCCGAACGGAAUCCGUUUUGGAGCGAUCGGGCUAUGGCUGGAGGUGAUCAACAUGCUGCCAGUGGACCACAUGGCGAUGGCGCCCAACGAGCUCUAAGUCUAUCAUCAGGACGGGUGAAAACAGCUGAUGGUUUAACCCACAAAGACCUGUUGGAUUUAGAGGCUCUUAGGGUUCAGGGUUUUAAAGAAGUUGAAGCCCAAAUUCAAAGGGAAAUGGAAAAACGUAAAGGGGACAAUAGCGGUAGUGGCUCAUUCCAAAGUGUUUUGGGGGAAGUAGGUGUAGUUCAGGGUUCAAAAACCCCUGUGGAUCCGGCUCUUGGCCAUCUGGUGACUCCUCCGGGUCUUCCUGGCCUUCCUGGUCCAGCUGUGCCUGCAUCGGUCACGCCUGCGCCUGUGGUGAGCGUUGGCGAGAACCUCAACGAGAACCUGAGGAACUUGGAGCUGCGAAAGCUGUCCCUUGACAGCACUUCGGUGGACUUUGGCGACUGGCUUGCCAUUGUGGGUCCGUUGAUGUCGGAUCUGAGUAGAACGAGCAGUCAAUGGUGGGCUCUGGUGUUGGACGCUGCGGCCAAGACCUAUGCAGCGUGGGUGACAUCAACGCCACUCCAAAGGUUGCGCCUGAAGGUGGUGAAGGAUCAGAAGGGUGGCAGUCCCAAGAACACAGGUCAUGGAAAAGGUGCAUCAAAGGGAACUACGACGUCUUCACCAACGACGCCUUUGCCGAGUUCUUCACAUGGAUCUACGGCGACUUCAUCGUCUCCGCAUGGUGCUUCUGAGGAGAAGUCCAAGGUGGUGAUUGAGGAGGUCAAGCCUGCUGUCCCUGCUGCUCUGGUGUCAGACCUGAGUGGGCUUGUGAAGUCUCUGCAGAGCCUGAAGGCAGUUCACUUGAGGUACAUCGAGUCCAAGGCCAAUGGUGGUUUUGCUGGAGGUGACCAAAAACUGGCGUUGCUUGACGGUGGAGCCACUCAUGGGCUACGUCGAGGACUGCCUCACGAACUUGAAGGUGCUGAAAUGGUGAUUGUGGAACUUGCCCAUGGGAGUACGUCCCUGUUCAGAAAGGCUGGAUGUAGCAUUGGCGAAGGAGGAGGUGGAACCAAUCAUUCCUGUCCGCCAAUUGAUGAGACUGGCUACCAGCUCAAGUGGAGUUCCUCUGAAGUUUCCAUUUGGCAUCCCACAAAAGGAUCUAUCAAAUGCUGGCGACGUCUGUGCUCAGUACUCAUGCAUAUGCCCUGGCGGGGCUCAGCCCAUAACAAAACACGAAGGCAAAGUCGCAAGCAAUUAGUAGAGCACUACGCUUUGUCGUCCGCAAUCCAGAGACUUCCUUAG